AUGAUUUUCAAACGUUGCGCAAGUUUUAGCUGUAAACUGACCAGAAUAAAAAAAUACAAUGUAGUUUAUAGGAGGUUUGUUACUACCAAGCAUCCAAUUGUUCUGGGUAUUGAAACCAGCUGCGACGAUACGGCAGCGGCAAUAGUAUCGAGCGAUGGAAAAGUUUUAGGUGAAUUUGUCAACUCCCAGCAAAACUGCCAUUUGCGAUUUGGAGGAAUCAUACCACCAGUGGCGCAAGACAUUCAUCGCGCAAAUAUAGAAAACGUUGUGCAGCAAACAUUUCACCUGGCAGGCAUAUCGCCAGAAAAUGUUGACGCUGUGGCUGUGACAAAUCGCCCGGGACUUCCCCUUAGCCUUAUCAUUGGCUUGCGCUACGCAAAACAUAUUGCACGGAAGUAUGACAAACCGAUACUGCCUAUACACCACAUGCAAGCCCAUGCGUUGAUGGCACGAAUGAAUGCCGAUAUUUCGUUCCCUUUCUUGUGCCUACUAGUCAGUGGUGGUCAUUCGUUGCUAGUAUUCGUUGAAAGUACACACCGAUUUCGAUUGUUGGGUGAAACUCUUGAUGAUGCGCCCGGCGAGGCUAUGGAUAAAAUCGCACGACGCCUCAAGCUUCGCAAUAUUGCCGAGUACGCCCAUCUUUCGGGCGGCCGAGCCAUUGAACUGGCUGCCCUAGCUUCCGAUAGCGAUUCUUCCGCUUACGAUUUUCCUUUACCACUCUCCAAAUACCGCGACUGCCAGUUUAGCUUCGCUGGUCUGAAAAAUACAGCUACCAGGCACAUUCUGGAACAAGAAUCUGUUCUGAACCUUGGUCCCGAUGCUCUACUGCCGGAUUAUGCAGCGUUUUGUGCUUCAUUUUUAAAAGGAGUCACACGGCACAUGCUUCACCGAACGCAGCGAGCGAUUGAGUAUUGUGAGCGACACAACUUAUACGCAAACACUGAUCAGCAAAGAAGUUUGGUGAUUUCGGGCGGUGUUGCCUGCAAUGACGUCAUUUUCAAUGCUCUAAGUGCAAUGGCUAAACAGUUCGGUUACGGUUCUUACCGUCCCCAAAAAAGACACUGUACUGACAAUGGAACCAUGAUUGCUUGGAAUGGCGUCGAAAAAUUGCUUGCCGGUGAUACAAAGGAGUUAACUAAAGACUAUGCUACAGUAGACAUCAGUGGUAAGUGUGCAAUAGGAGAUAGCAUAGUUGAUGAUGUUAAACGAGCCAACAUGGCCUGCAAAUGGGCAAAAGUAGACAUAUUUCCUAAUCACGAUGCUGUUUGAU
Messenger RNA from Anopheles bellator, 1270 nucleotides. It is a transcript of the gene Tcs4, whose product is annotated as probable tRNA N6-adenosine threonylcarbamoyltransferase, mitochondrial. Gene Ontology annotation, cellular component: mitochondrion. The transcript has 5 exons. Lineage: Eukaryota; Metazoa; Arthropoda; Insecta; Diptera; Culicidae. The record is from RefSeq and is a predicted model, not a curated record. Gene Ontology annotation, biological process: tRNA threonylcarbamoyladenosine modification. The coding region runs from base 1 to 1269 and encodes 422 amino acids.